UACGCCCACAGUUCUAACAGUAAACACGCGCCCCUUCAUCCUUAUUGCUUCAUCACUCUUUCUUCACCCAUUCUCUUCUCUUCUCUGUCGGCAUCUUUGCGUUUUCUCUCUUCUCUCUCUCUCUCUCUCUCACUCUCUAUCCAAUUUCAAAACCCUAGAUAUCCGCUUCUCUUAAUCCAAAUCCAAAUUUAUCUCUUAUCGAUUCGACAGCCUAAGUAGGAUGAUUGCUUCCCCUGUGGGUUUUGGAAGGAGUCAGAUGUUAUUGGGUUAAUUUUCACUUUUAACAGCUGAUAAACUCAAUCUCAGUUUAAUCCUUCUAUAUAUAUUAAAUGGAUCGACGUGAUACCUCAGGAUUUGUCAGCGGCGGUGCAUUACACUCUUGUGGACACAUCUAACCCUAACUUUUUAGAUAUACAUCUCUUUUUCUUUUUUUUGCCCGGAAUUCAGGCAAGCCGUUCUAUUGAAAUUGAUAAAUAGGGUUAGAUAUUUAUUUCUGCAGUUGUUUUAUGGAAUCAAGGUUCCAGCACCUGGGAUUUCCUGUUCAUAAUUCUGCAAAUGCAUUCAAGAUUUUGGGCAAUUCUAUGCAAGUUGAGGGAAGUGCAUCUGAUUAUUAUGGCACUGAUACUGUGUUACGACUUGAUUCCCCGGGUUUUUCAAUCCCCUCCCAUAAGGCUUCCUCUAGGGGAACAAAAAGGAAGUGGGAUUUAAUUGAUGGAUGUAUGGGUCAGAGAGUUGGCUCUUCCUUGUCACUUGGGCUUGGGCUUUCAACCAGCUCAUCGGACAGCAAGGGAAGUUCAGCUGUUGCUUGCACUGCUAUGUCUUCAGGCAAAGAUAUUGAUGAGGAAUCAUCUAUGGAUAUUGAACUGGACUUUACUCUGAAUCUCGGCUGUGAGAAGGUACAUAGCCUGAAGAAAUCAUUUGAUUCAAAUAUGAAGACAUUGGAGUUGCAACCAAAGUUUGAUUUGGAGUUGAGUCUUUCCACAGGACCAUGCGAGUCAGAUAUUACAAGUGUUCAUCUAAAUCGAUCAUUACCUCAAUUAAAUAUGGAGAUGGCCUCGGUAUUCAGUGGGACGCAAAAUACAGACGAGGGAUCAACGUCAUGCAGUUGGAAGCCGGGGCUUGUUUUGCCAUCCUUAAAUACAGAGGCCAGUAUCCUUUUUAAUCAGGCUCCAAAGCAGCUUGAUCAUAGUCCCAUUGUUCUGGACCUCUCCUCAACCAGAUCAGUCACGUGCACUUCUGGAAUAACACAUCAGCAUCAGCCACCACAUCGCCACGGUAAUUCCAAGAUAUGUCAAGUUGAGGGAUGUGGAAAGGGAGCCAGAGGUGCUUCUGGACGAUGUAUAUCUCAUGGAGGUGGUAGGAGGUGUCAGAAACCUGGCUGCCACAAAGGAGCCGAGGGUCGUACAGUGUACUGCAAGGCCCAUGGAGGCGGCAGGCGGUGUGAAUACCUUGGUUGCACCAAGAGUGCAGAAGGACGGACAGAUUUCUGUAUUGCCCAUGGUGGUGGCCGGAGAUGCAGUCAUGAUGGUUGUUCUAGAGCUGCCAGAGGAAAAUCUGGACUGUGUAUCCGGCAUGGUGGUGGCAAGAGGUGCCAAAAAGAAAAUUGCACCAAGAGUGCUGAAGGUCUGUCAGGUCUCUGCAUCUCACAUGGUGGGGGACGUCGAUGCCAAGUUUCUGGAUGUACAAAAGGGGCCCAGGGGAGCACCAUGUUUUGCAAAGCACAUGGUGGGGGUAAACGGUGUACAGCACCAGGGUGCACCAAGGGUGCUGAGGGGAGCACCCCCUUUUGUAAGGGUCAUGGUGGGGGGAAACGCUGUACAUACCAGGGUGGUGGAGUUUGCACUAAAAGUGUUCAUGGAGGUACCAAUUUCUGUGUGGCACAUGGGGGUGGAAAGAGGUGUGCUGUAACAGGCUGCACAAAGAGUGCCAGAGGAAGGACUGAUCACUGUGUCCGCCACGGAGGAGGCAAGAGAUGCAAGUUUGAAGGGUGUGGAAAGAGUGCACAAGGCAGCACUGACUUUUGCAAGGCACAUGGAGGAGGCAAGAGAUGCUCGUGGGGCCAUCCUGAGUCAGAACAUGGCAUCCAGCCAGAUGGUCCUUGUACUUCAUUUGCAAGGGGGAAAACGGGUCUGUGUGCACUUCAUAGUGGACUAGUGCAUGAUAGGAGGGUUCAUGGAGGUGUCUCUUUAGGAUCUGUUCAGGAUCCUCGUUGUAGCAAACCAGUUGAAGUGACUAUGAUGAAGAUAGGGAGUAGCAUAGGCAACACAGCUGCUCCUAGAACUUGUUCAGAUUUGAAACAACAUGAAGUUGCAAGUGCUUGUGCCUCAGUUGAGGAAGGCGGUCGUUUUCCUAUGUCAGUUGCUGUUCCUGAAGGAAGGGUGCAUGGUGGAAGUCUAAUGGCAUUGCUGACGUCGGGUGGUACAAGCAGCGUGAAAGGUCUCACUGGCGGUGAUCUAUCCAAGCCAAUCAAAGGUUACAAUAUCUUGCCCCAGAGUUGGAUUUAAGGGUAGUUAUCAUUUCUGUUGUUGUGGUUUCCUUAUUUAACAAAUUUUAUUAGCAUUUUAUCUUUGUUAUUCCCUUUGACGUUAGAUUUUUGACGAUUAGUUUUAUUCUGUCAUCCAUUGAAAUUGAGAGAAUACCCAAGUCGUUUAACAAUCUAACGUAGGGGAUAUCAAAGUAGGAUAUUGUACUUUGUUAGGUAGUUGGUGAUGUUAUUUUCCCAUUCCUGUGUAAAUAUUAUUAAAUCUGAUGAAACGUCUAGCAGGUUGUGAAUACAUGUUGCUGCCUGUAAGGACUGUAGUGUGCCAUGUAUUCUAUUUUAAUAAUUAAUAAUAAAGCCUUCACUAUCGUAUAUUUUGUUAUAA
Cicer arietinum (chickpea) is the source of this 2864-nucleotide messenger RNA. The record is from RefSeq and is a predicted model, not a curated record. Lineage: Eukaryota; Viridiplantae; Streptophyta; Magnoliopsida; Fabales; Fabaceae.